AUGGAAAACGGCGACGACGACGGGUUCGGGUAUCGAGGCCGGGGGGGGGACGGAGGGGCCCCGCGUGAUGGGAGACGGAGAGGUAGGAGGAGGAGUCCGCCGGGACUCGUGGGCAGGGAACACCCGCAAGAAUUCGCUGCUGAAGGCAGCUGCGGGGUAGAAGCUGGAGGAACCGACGUGGAAGAUGGCGGCGACGGGUACGGCUACGGCAACGGUUACGGGCUGUCGGUGUCACGCCUGGCGUCUCGACACUCCUCCUCCUCCUCCUCGACGAUUAAGAAGAAGAAGACCGUUCUGCGUGCCGGUCCCGGCGUAACCCCCGUCUCCUCCUCCUCCGACGAGCUCCGCCACUCUGCUCCCGCCGGUAGGGCCACCGCUAGUGUCCACGGCAUCCACGCCGGGGGUGUUACAGCAGGGGGUGGUGGUGGCCGUGUUGGGUAUCGAAGUGGUGGAAGCCGUGAGGGCGACCGUCACCGCGCUUGGCCGCCGUCCGCCGCCGCUGCUGUUGGGUCCCCGGGCGUCGUCGCCCGCGACCGCUCUGCUGGUAGCGGCGGCGGCCUUGACCGUAAAGGCGGCGGUGAGAUCAGGAGCGCCGACCGCAGGGUUUCGUCUCCGAGGAGGCUUGCCGCAAGGCUCGGGGGUAGCGGUGGCGGCGGAACCAGGAUCGCCGACCGUAGGGGUUUGUCGCCGCGAACGCUUGCCGCAAGGCUCGGGGCUGAUGGUGGCGGCGGUGGCGGCGGUGUAACCAGGAGUGCCGAUCGGAGGGUUUCGUCGCCAAGGAGGCUGGCGGCAAGGCUCGGGGAGCUGGAGGCGAAGGUUGCGUCGUCCGGUGUACGGGGCAGCAGCAGAGAAGAAGGGGGUGGAGGAGGGUUUUCUAGCUGCGGAGGCUUUUUGGACGCGGUGGGAAGGGGGGCUGAGAAUGGGACGGGGCGGAUGUCAGCCGCGGAGAACGAAGUUCAGAACACGGCUCUGCGGCACGCCUUGCUGCUGGAGGAGAGGGGUUUGCAGCUCGAGCGGGCGGAGGCUUUGCUGCGGCGAAAAGAGGAAGAAGAGGGCCUACUGAAGCGGGAGCUGAACCGCCUGGGGGAGGCUUCGGUUGCUGACAGGGAUGCUUGGAGGCGUCUGGCAAAAGCAGAGGGAGAGAUCUCUUCGUUGCUCGAGCGUUCGGAAGCGCUGGAGGAUCUCGCCAAGGACUGCCAGGCGGCUCUAGAAAAGGAGCAGCGGGCGAGAAGGGAGGACCAGGACAGGCACGCCUCCGAGCUGAGCCGGGCGACCGGGGACGCGGCGACGGCGGCUGAAGCGGCUUCGAGGGAGGAAGCCGCCGCCGAGGCCUCUCGAAACCUGUGCGAGCAGAUGAGCGCGGUCUGUGGCCAGAUGAGGAAGGCCGCCGAGGAGGCCGGGGCUCGCUCCGCCUCGGCCGAAGAAACCGUGCGCUCUCUCCGGGACGAUGUGUCGCUGAUGGAGGUAGCCGCGAAAGAGGCCGAGCGAGAGAUGGCCCUGCUGAGGGGCAAGCUUGAGGCCGCCGAGCGCCGGUCUGAGCGCGAGGCGUGCCUGCUCGGGGAAAGGGCGGAGGCUGCCGGCCAAGAAGCCAAGCAGAUGGCGCAGGCUCUCAAAGACGAGAAGGACACGACCAAUUCCCUGAGGGGUUUCCUCGCGGACAGGGAGGCGAGCCUGGAUCGAGCGGAGAGGGAGCUGGCAGCGGCGAGGGAAACCUCUGAACGAGGCGAAGAAGUGUCGGAAGGCCUGAGGUCCGCGCUGCAGCGGAGCCAGGGGGAGGCGGAGCGGCUGAGGGCGAGGCUGGAGACAGCCGUAGAACUCGCGGCCGACGAGGCGGGCAAGGCCAAGGAGUCCUCCAGGGCGGAGGAAUUGUCGAGGCAGAGCCACCAAGAGUUUCACGAAGAGCAGCGAAUAGGGAAAAGCAAGAUGUCUUUAGUGCUUCACACGCCGUGA
This is a messenger RNA of Ectocarpus siliculosus, 1950 nucleotides long. NCBI's taxonomy places the organism in Eukaryota, Phaeophyceae, Ectocarpales, Ectocarpaceae. The record is from the annotation of a GenBank genome assembly.